AUGGCCAAUCAACUCCGUACAAAAUUGGGUUGUAAGGUGAGUUAUUGGAAGAUAUAUAAGGGUAGGGAGAUUGCAAAGUCUUUGGUUAGGGGAACACAUGAGCACGAGUAUGGAGUGCUUGAUGCAUACCGCUGUAUGCUUGAGUCCACAAAUCCAGGAAGUAAGACGACAUUGCAGGUUGAUGAAAAUGGAAAGUUCAAGUACUUUUUUGUAGCCUAUGUGACUUGGAUUCAAGGUUUUCGACAAUUGAGAAAAGUCAUAGCCGUUGACGGGACAUUCUUGAAGAGCAAGUACGAAGGAGUUUUACUAUCGACAAUGGCGCAAGAUGCAGAGAAUCAUAUUUUUCCGAUGGCUUUUUGUGUAGUGGAUAAAGAACGUGAUGCUUCAUAUCAAUAUUUUUUUGAACAAAUGAGAAGUUAUGUAGAUGAUACUGAUGAGCUAUGCAUAAUUUCUGGUAGGCAUUCAAGUAUCCGAAAGAUGGUUUCAAUUGUGUAUCCAUCAGCUCAUUAUGAUUGUUACAUAAGGCCCCUUGGAGAAAAUAUUCGAAUCAAUUUUCACAAUGCAAAGGUUGUAUCUCAUUUUUAUAAUGCAGCGAAAGCGUACAAUACAGUUGAGUUCUAUGACCAUUUCAAUCAGAUAAGGGAUAUGGUACCCAAGGCAGCCGAACAUCUCGAAUCAGUUCGAUUUCAUAGAUGGAGCAGGACAUUUUGUUCGAGAAAUAGGUAUUUGGAGUUUGAGUCAAAUCAUGGGUACUACUUGGCAAGAAGGAACAAGGCGACUGAAAAGAACGAAGAAAUGGCGGCCUGA
This is a messenger RNA of Solanum stenotomum, 807 nucleotides long. RefSeq lists its product as uncharacterized. The coding region runs from base 1 to 807 and encodes 268 amino acids. The record is from RefSeq and is a predicted model, not a curated record. Lineage: Eukaryota; Viridiplantae; Streptophyta; Magnoliopsida; Solanales; Solanaceae. The transcript has 2 exons.